AUGGGUGGCCACCGGGAAAUCUCGCUUUUUGGGCGGAUGGAGCGAAGUUUACAUAAGCCCCGCCUCCUCCACGCCGUCACUCAAGCCUACGUGCGAAGGGGAUGCCGGUCCCCGGCACCCACGCAUGCGCGCCUAGGGCGCGGGACCAGCCGGAGGCCUGAGGCCAGGGGUUGCUACUGGACACCGGACCAGGGUCAGAGCGAAGCACUUUCCAAUGAGAUGGAAAUCCUGAAGGAGGCGGAAGUGCUGCCGGAGGAGGAGCCGGGAUCCUCGGGAGACGGCAACGUGGCGCGGCCGGCCCCCAGCUCCCAGCCGGAGGAUUGCUUCCAGUGCUUCGUGUGCGGCAAGGGCUUCCGAUGGGCCUGCCUGCUGAAGCGACACCUGCGGGUGCACACCGGCGAGAAGCCCUUCGAGUGCGCCGUCUGCAAGCGCUGCUUCAGCAAGUCCAGUAACCUGACGCGGCACCGGCGGUUCCACACCGGCGAGAAGCCAUUCGAGUGCGGCGUGUGCGGCAAGCGCUUCUCCACUUGCAACGACCUGCGGGUCCACCAGCGGAUCCACACCGGGGAGAAGCCCUUCGAGUGCGCCGUCUGCCAGAAGCGCUUCUACACGUCCGGCCACCUGAUCCGCCACCAGAGGACUCACAGCGGCUGAAGGGAAAGCGCUGUCUGCCGUCGGCCAAGCGCCAACCGGCCAGCCUGCUUUUACUGGGGGAAGGGGCGUGAGCCGAUUGAACAGUGCCAGGUGAGGCUCUCUCACUGGUCAAGUGAGCCCCCUCAAUCCCGGAGGGCAUUCAUGCUUUUUGGGCCCAGGGUGGGGUGCCGCGGGUGGCGGCGGGAGCUUAACGCUUCCGUAGUACUCUCAAGACCCAUGACACAAGACGUCCUAAAGCGGUGACUGGCCGCCCGUUAACUUGUGGGGUCAGCAUUGUGGCUCGAUCGGGUCCACCUGUCCAAUCCUUGUGGAAGUACUGGACGGGCAGAUAGUUUAAUAAAGGGCAGCUGAAAACAUGGAUGCUAGAGUGAGGUGCGUCUGGGUCACGGGAGACUUCUUCAGUUGGGACAAAUUAGUCACACGACAGGCAUGGACCAAACCCGCGGCAGAAGGCUUGGCAUUCGCCAUUUCGAGCUGAGCGAACCCAGUUGGUGUUACUCGUUACUGGUGGACCCCCCCCCCCCCCGCCACCUCUGCCCACCCAGGCUGCCCCAAGUACAUUCCGUCCAAGUUUUUGAGUUGCCAGAGAUUUGGUACAACACUUGUAACCUCAAGCUGCUCCAAGUACAUUUCGUCACGUAUUUUAGUCGUUGGCGAUUGGGUAACUUCAGCUCUUCCGGACUGUUUUGCUGAAUUUCUUUCUGUCCGACUUCAGUCUCUUCCACCUCCAGUCUCGGGGUCUGGUAUUAAAUUCAGCCGGCCCUGAUUUGAGCCUCCCACUUGGUCCCCGGAGUUUCUUUGAACGGGGAGUGAAUGCGCUGCGGGAAGUUAAUAGAGGGUUGCUGCUGUGUGGUAACUGGUGACUACAUCACUGGGUCCGCCCCACUGCAGGCUUUCGGUCCGAAGCGAUGGCGGUUUCUUCCCCCUCCCCGCACAGACUCUGACUCGCUGAGAUCGUCCUGCAGACAGCAUGAGCCCGGAGGUCCCCAUCUUGCUCAGUGUGGUGAGGGCUUUUGCUGUGACCACCUUUGUAAACAGCUUGUUCCAGGCCUCCUAAAACCCAACGGGUGCAAAAAAAAAAGAGAUUUUCCACAGUCUAGGGCAACACGGUGGUGUAGCGGUUAGGGCAACGAUCUGCAGUGCCAGCGACGCAGGUUCAAUCCCCGUCACUGCCUGUAAAGAGUUUGUACGUUCACCACGUGAUUUUGAGGGUUUCCUCCCACAUUCCACGGAUGUUCGGGCUUGUAGGUUAAUUGAUGACGUGGGUGUAUCUGUGCAGCUCAGGCCUGAGAGGGCCUGUUACCAGGCUGUAUCUCUUUUAAAAAAAAAGACCACAAAAACAGGAGUCAAAUUAAUUAGAUCAAGAUUUUUACUGUGGAGGUAGGAUGUUAGGCUGGAGUUGUAUAAGAUGUUGGUAUUGUGUGCAAUUUUGGUCGCCUAUCUACAAGUAAGUAAGAUUGAAAGAGUACAGAGAAAAUUUACAAAGAUGUUGCCAGGACUGGAGGACCUGAGUUAUAAGGAAGGAUUGAAUAGGGAGAACUUUAUUCCCUAGAACGUAGAAGAUUGAGGGGAGAUUUGAUAGACGUAGACAAAAUUAUGAGAGCUAUGGAUAGGAUAAAUGCAAGCAGGCUCUUUUCCACUGAGGUUGGGUGGGACUACAGAGAGAGGUCAUGGGUUAAGGGUGAAAGGUGAAGUGUUGAAGGGGAACAUGAGAGGAAACUUCACUCAGAGGGAUGUGAGAGUGCAGAAUGAGCUGCCAGCACAAGUGGUGCGUGCGAUUUCGAUUUCGAUGUGGAAGAGAAGUUUGGAUAGGGGCAUGCAUGGGAGGGGUGUGGUCCGGGUGCAGGUUGAUGGGACUAGGCAGUUAAUAUAAUUCUGCGUGGCCUAGGUACACCGAAAGGCUUAUUUCUGUGCUGUAAUUGUCUAUGACCAAUUAGGCCAGUGGUCCCCAACCACCGGGCCACAGAGCAUGUGCUACCGGGCCGCGAUGAAACGAUAUGAGUCAGCUGCACCUUUCCUCAAUCCCUGUAUCGCACUGUUGAACUUGAACAUAGGGUUGCCAACUGUCCCGUAUUAGCCAGGACAUCCUGUAUAUUGGGCUAAAUUGGUUUGUCCCAUAUGAGACUGCCCUUGUCCCGUAUUUCCCCCGCGAAGGUAGAGCGUUCCUAUGAAACCGUUCGUAAGCCGAAAUGGCAUAAAGUGAAGAAGCAAUUACCAUUAAUUUAUAUGGGAAAAAUUUUUGAGCGUUCCUAGACCCAAAAAAUAACCUACCAAAUCAUACCAAAUAACACAUAAAACCUAAAAUAACACUAAUGUAUAGUAAAAGCAGGAAUGAUAUAAUAAGUACACAGCCUAUAUAAAGUAGAAAUAAUGUAUGUACAGUGUAGUCGGGACGAUUAAGCCAAAACUGAUUUGUAGAAAAAAAUCGGCACGUACGCGCAUGCGCACACCGGUGCCCGUGCAAGGCUUCAUGGUCAUGGUAGUCUUUCUCAGGGUAAACAUGUGUCCCGUAUUUGACUGCUACUUUUGUCCCUUAUUUGGGAGUGAGAAAGUUGGCAACCCUACUUGAACACCCCCCACCGGUCGGCCGGUCCGCAAGAAUAUUGUCAAUCUUAAACCGGUCCGCGGUGCAAAAAAGGUUGGGGACCCCUGAAUUAGGCCAAUCAGCCCAUCGAGUUUGCUCGGCCGUUGGUUAUGGUUUAUUUUUUUUCUACUACUCCUCCUCAUAACCUUUAAUCCCCUUACCAAUUGAGAACCUACCAGUCUCUGUCAGUACACGCAGUGACCUGACCUCCACAACUGUCUGCGGCAACGAAUUCCACAGACUCAGACUGAGGAAAUUCCUCCUCACCUCAGUUUUACGGUGGCUUUAUUCUGAGGCUGUGCCCUCAGCUCCUUGUGUCUUCUACUAAUGAUCCUUCUCCACGUCUGCUCUGUCCAGGCCUUACAGUACCUGGUAGUUUUCAAUUAGAUACCCCCCACUCCUCAUCCUUCUGAACUCCCUUGAGUGCAGACCCAGAUAUAUCAAACGCUCCUCGCACAUUAAGCCUUUUGUCCCCGAGAUCGUUCUUGUGCACCUCCUCGGGACCCUCUCCAGUGCCAGUACUUUCCCCUUCCAAUUCAGUUACUUAAGUAGGUUUGAAGAGUAUUGAUAAUGGCUGGGGUCACCCUUCUUGUAAAGACUGUCCAGAGGAAGGCAAUGGCAAACCACCUCUGUUAAAAAAAAAAAAAAAUUGCCAGGGAAAGACCACGGUUGUCUACGUUAUAUGAUGUGGCACAUAUUGAACGAGGGAAUAGCGUGGGCUUUUGCUCUUUGGCACAGAACAGGAUGAGUGGUGACUUGAUAGACCAACAAGAGGCAUAGAUAGAGUGGACAGUCAGAGACUUCUUCCCAGAGCAGAAAUGGCUAAUACGAGGGAGGAAAAUUUUACGGUGAUUGGAGGAAAGUAUAUAGUGUCAGAGGUAGGAUUUUUUUUUGCACAGAGAGUGGUGGGUCUGUUGAACACACUGCCAGGAGUGGUAGUAGAAGCAGAUAAAUGAGCAGUUAAGAGGCACAUGAGUGAUAGAAAAUGUUUAAAGGUUCAUUUACUAUCAAAGUAUGUGUGCAGUAUACAACUCUGAGAUUUGUCUUCUCCAGAUAGCCAUGGAACAAAGAAAAGCAUGGAGGGCUAAGUGGGAGAGAAGGGUUAGGUUGAUAUUGGAGUAGGUUGAAAGGUGGGCAAACAUUGUGGGCCGAAGGGCCUGUACUGCUCUAUAUUUAAAUCUAUGCUCUCUGGUGUUUUACCAUCCACAUGUGGGGGAAUGGUUCCUUCCUGGUCAACCUGGUAAGAUACCUCUCAAUGUUAAUACCUCAGUGGUCUCCUUUCACCCUUCUCAGUUCCAAGCUAACACCCCAAGCCUAUCUAACAGACCACUAGAGGGACGCAGUGGGUCAGGCAGCACCUGAGGAGGGAAGCAGACAGAAUCUGCCUGACCUGCUGUGUCCCACCGGCAGUAUAUUUAUUGAUUUAUUUAUUGAGAUUCAGCAUGGAAUAGGCCCUUUCGACCCUGAUUUAAUCCCACCGAAAUCGUGGGAAAAUUUACGAUUAACCUACCAACCCGAACAUCUUUGGAUUGUGGGAGGAAACCAGAGCAGCCUGAGGAAACCCACACGCUGACGGAGAGAAUGUACUAACUCCUUACAGGUAGCGCUGGGAAUCGAACCCCUGUCACUGGUGCUGUAAAGCGAUGUGCUAACCACUAUGCUACCAUGCCGCCCCCUUUCUGUGCUCCGGAUUCCAGCGCCCGCAGCCCCUGAUCACCCGAACCUGUUCUCGGCUCAGGGUUUCAGGCCCAGGCACCACCUUAAAACUCGUCCGCAUUCUGCCUCCAGUGAAGUCUUGUCACCCCUGUCAUGAAUGGGCUGCAAGCAUUGGUGUGUACGUGUUGCAAGUGUAACCUCUGCCUGUGCCUAAAGGUGGCAGUAUUGUAAGGCAGUUAAAUAUCCCGUAUGACCUUUCAGCCACUUAUUCUCCCGUCCUGCCAACUACGCAGAACUUUCGUUCUUUCACAUUUUCCAUCUGAUUAGCUUCCAACUUGAUGGCAUGAACAUCGAUUUCAUCCAACUUCUGGUAAUUUUUACAUCCCCCCCUCCCCCAUCCUCCUCUCUUGAUCUAUUCCCCAUUCUAGCUUCCCUCUCACCUCUUCUCAACUGCCCAUCACCUCACUCUGGUUCACCUCCUCCUUCCUUUACUCCCAUGGUCCGUUCCUUUCUUCUCCCUUUUCAGCCCUUUGCCUCUUCCACUGAUCACCUCCCAGCUUCUCACAUCUACUAGGCUUUUUCCAUUGAGGGUGGGUGGGACUACAACCGGAGAUCAUGGGUUAAGGGUGAAAGGUGGACAGUUUCAGGGGAACAGAAGGGGUAAUUUCUUCACUCAGAGGGUCCUGAGAGUGUGGCGUGAGCCGCCAGCACAAGUAGUGCAUGCAAACUCGAUUUCAACAUUUAAGAGGAGUUUGGAUAGGUACAUGAAUGAGAGGGGUGCGGAAGAUUAUGGUCAGGGUGCAGAUCGAUGAGAAUAGGCAGUUUAGUUCGGCAUGGAGCAGAUGGGCCGAAGGGCCUGUUUCUGUGCUGUACCACAUGGGUUUUCUCUGGGUGCUCUGGUAUCCUCCUAUAGUCCAAGCACAUACCAGUUAGUAGGUUAAAGACACUGACUGUAUCUUCCCCUCACUCUUCGCCUUCCCCCACCACCUUACUCUGGUUUCUCCCUCCUUCCUUUUCAAUCUUGAUGAAGGGUCUUGGUCCGAGAUGUCCACUGUUCAUUCUCCUCCAUAAGUGCUGCCUGACCUGCCGAAUUCCUCCAGCAUUUUCUAUGUGUUACUCUGGGUUUUCAGCAUUUGCGUAACCAUGGGACAAUUUACAAUGACCAAUUAACCUACCGACCCAUACGUCUGUUUGGACUGAGGAAGGAGACCCACGCGGUCAUGGGGAGAGCAUUCAAACUGCUUUUAGGUCGCAGCGGGGAUCGAACCUGGGUCGCCUGUAUUGUAAAGUGUUGUGCUAACCACUACGCUCCCAUGCCACCCUAUUAUGUGGAGAGAUUGGAGAAACUGAGCAUGUCCCUUGAGCAAAAGUGGCUGUGACCUUUCAGCAAACUGCAUUGACUGUUUAUCCAUUCCCACAGCUGCUGCUUGACCUGUCGAGUCUCUCCCCAGUGUUUUGUGUGUGUUGCUCUGGAUUUCCUGCAUCUGCAGAGUCUCUUGUGUUUAUGAUUUUCCAAUUAUACUUUCCCUGUUGUGUUUCCCCACAAAGCCUGCAUUGGCCGGCUUUGCCCUGAAUCAAAUGCGUCUUGCCGUAUCUUUUCUGCCCAGCUAUCCAUCCUCCUUCUGUCUGCAGUGUUAACUUCAUGCCCAGUGGCUGCGUCAUCUACAAACAAUAUUAGGUGCCCGACACAGACUCUAGUCAGUCAAAUACUUGUUGAUCAGUGCUUAUUGACACCACAACCAUUGAAUAGAACACUACAGCACUGAACUUCAGGGACUUCAGAUCAGCUAGCCUGUUCCCACCAGUUGUUCCUGCCUAUUCCCGUCUACUUGCUCCCUGGAUAGUAUCCUUCCCAUUGAUCUUCCUAUCCCUACUUCUCUAAAUGUUGCAAUGAAAUCCACAUCCACCACUCCUGCUGGCAGCUCAUUCCACUCUCGCACCACCCUCUGAGUGAAGAAGCUCCCCCUCACGUUCCCCUUAAAUAUUUCAACAUUCACCCAUAAUGUGUGACCUCUAGUUCUAGUCUCACCCAACCUCAAUGCAAAAAGCCUGCUGGUCUUCACCCUUCUAAGGCAUCCGUUAGUCUUGCGAGACCAUGGAUCUGUGCCUGGAAAUUCUUCACUCUCCAGGGCGCAGGCCUCGGCAAGGUUGUAUGGAAGACCAGCAGUUGCCCAUGCUGCAAGUCUCCCCUCUCCACGACACCAGUGUUGUCCAAGGGAAGGGCAUUAGGACCCAUACAGCUUGGCACUAGUGUCGUCGCAGAGCAAUGUUCAAGGACACAACACAUUCCCUCGGCUGGGGCUUGAACUUACGACCUUCAGGUCGCUAGUCCAAUGUCUUAACCACUUGGCCACAUGCCCACACUCUUCACCCUAUCUAUAUUUGUUAUAGUUUGUGUGCUCUGUCAAACCUCCCCUCAGUCUCCUUCAUUCCAGGGAAUAAAGUACUAAGCUAGAGCAAUAGAGGUCUACAGCACAGAAACUGGUCCUUUGGCCCAUCUAGCCUAUGCUGUAAAUUUAUAUAUAAAAAGAGAUAUCUAUUCAACCUUUUCCAAAAACACAGAUACUCAAGGCCUGGUAAUUCCUUGUAAAUUAUCUCUGUGCUCUUUCAAGCUUAUUGAUAUUUUUCCUGUAGGUAGGUGACCAGAACUGCAUACAAUACUCUAAAUUUGGCCUCUUACUUAAUUGCCCAUUACACCGCUGGCAUUUAGGACAACCAUGAAGGUCCUUCAUCUGUCUGUCCUUGGCUGCUCAUACGUAGAAAGAUUCCUCAUUGCUGUUUCCGUAACAGGUUUGUUUGACCAGUCAGGGUUGUUAGCUUUGAGCUGAACCGGUGGACCACUCUUAGUCUCGUCUCUACCUGGUGACCUGUUGGCAUGGGUGACCCUGCCAAGAGCCAAGGCAUAACGCCCUGAUUCCGCCCAGUAUAGCUCUCCAGGUCAUUGAGGCACACAAACUAUGACAUGGUUGUGGUCCUCCUGGAGGAAAUUUGGCCUCCUUAACGUCUUAACUUCAACAAAACAUGCUAACUCCUGUAACUUCAAUAGCACUUGCUAUUCUUUCUGGAACUUAUGGCCUUUGUCAAGGAGAAUGUUACAUCAAAUGCACUGCUCUCAUUUGCCUGGAAUCCAAUCAGAUCGGUUAGCCUUGACCGUCCCUUGUAUGUACUGGCCCUAAUUUAAUCUUGCAUCUCUAAAUCAGUUAGGGUGGAUACAAGCAACUUGAAACACAGAGUCAGUGCACGAGUGGAGCUUUUGUACUUCACCGUUCAAUGCAGUUGUGGCUGGUCCCAUCCCUCCUGCCUUACCCAUCCCAUUAUCAUUCAACAAAGAUGAGUAGAGCAUGAGAAUAGGCCCUUCAGCCUACAGUGUUGUGGCCUGCUAAAUAAACGCCUAACUGAAUUAAUCCCUUCAGCCUGCAUGUAUAUCCCUCCAUUCUCUGUGGCCGGCAUGGUAGUGUAGCGGUUGGUGCAGUUGCUUUACUGUGGCAGUGAUCGCCGAUUGGGGCUCGAUUCCUGCUGCUGUCUGGAAGGAUUUUGUAUGUUCUCCUUGUGACCGCAUGGGUUUCCUCCCAUGUUCUAAAGACUUUAGGGUUAGUCAGUUGUGGGCAUGCUGCGUCGAAGCCGAACGUGUGGCGACAUCCUUGGACUGUGGUAAUUGAUGCAACAAAAAAAACUGCAUUUCACUGUAUGUUUCGAUGUACAUUUGACAAAUAAAGCACUUCUGUAAUUCAAGUGCCUAUUUUAGAGCCAUUAAAUGCUUUCAGCACCACCCCUGUCAGCACAUUCUGGGCAACCAUUGCUCUGUGUUUAAAAACAAGAACUCCCUGUAAUAUUUGAACUUACCCCUUCUAAUCUUAAAUGCAUGCUCUUUUGUAUUAGACGUUUUGACCUUGGGUAAAAAGGAAUCUGACUGUCCAUGCCUCUUGUAAUUUUCCAAACCUCUUAUCCCCAGUAUCCACUGUUCCAGAGAAAACGACCCAAGUUUGUCCAAUCUUGUCUUAUAGCUCACACUCUGUAAUCCAGGCAACAUUCUGGUGAACCUCUUCUGCACCCUCUCCAAAGCCUCCACAUGCUUCUUGUAAUGGGGCAACCAGAACUGAAUGCAAGUGUGCUUUAACCACAGUUUUGUACAGCUGCAACUCGCAUCCUGACCUUGGGGCUGAGUGCCUUGACUAGUCAUGUUUAGCACAAACUUUGUGGGCUGAGUGGCUUGUCCCUGUGCUAAACUUUUCCAGGUUUUAUGAAUAUCGAAAACAUUAACUUUGCCCGGUCCCUCAAAAUGUUAAUAGUUUCAAUAAGACCACUCAACAUUCUUCUGGUAAUUCUCCCCCUCCCACUCUUCUGUUUUCCAUCUGGCGUCACUCCUAUCACUUCCCUUCUCACAUAUCCGUCAUUUCCCUUUGGUGUUCCUCCUGCUUCCUUUACUCUGAUUGUCCACUCUCCUCUUCUAUCAUAUUCUUUCUUCAGGCUUUUUCCGCCUAUCACCUCCCAGCUUCUCACUUCCUCUCCCUCUCUUACCCACCUUCCCCCUCACUUGGCUUCCCCUCUCACCUUCCAGCUUGUACUUUCCCUUCACCCCAUCAUUUUCAAACUUCAAUGUAAAUUUAUUAUCAAAUUACAUCUGUGUCACCAUGUACAGCUCCAAGAUUUAUUUUCUUGCUGGCAUAAUCGAAUCAAUGAAAGACUGCACCUACUCAUCAUGCAGAAGACGACAAACUGUGGA
This is a messenger RNA of Mobula hypostoma (lesser devil ray), 9617 nucleotides long. RefSeq names its product gastrula zinc finger protein XlCGF17.1-like. The transcript has 3 exons. The record is from RefSeq and is a predicted model, not a curated record. NCBI's taxonomy places the organism in Eukaryota, Metazoa, Chordata, Chondrichthyes, Myliobatiformes, Myliobatidae. Gene Ontology annotation, biological process: regulation of transcription by RNA polymerase II. Bases 1 to 654 code for a protein of 217 amino acids. Gene Ontology annotation, molecular function: DNA-binding transcription factor activity, RNA polymerase II-specific; RNA polymerase II cis-regulatory region sequence-specific DNA binding.